Molecule: messenger RNA, 1813 nt
Organism: Otolemur garnettii (small-eared galago)
Lineage: Eukaryota; Metazoa; Chordata; Mammalia; Primates; Galagidae
Gene: PRF1
Product: perforin 1
Biological process (GO): leukocyte mediated cytotoxicity
Molecular function (GO): pore-forming activity; calcium ion binding
Source: RefSeq, a predicted model, not a curated record
AUGGACCCCUCAGCCUGGAUGAGAAGGUCUGUGCCUGGCAUGUGGCUGGCUGGGGAAGGUGUAGAUAUGACCAGCCUCUGCCGCUCAGGCUCUUUCUGGUGGACCCACACAGGCUCCUGCAGCCUAACCGCAUCUCCACUCUGUGAAAUCUCCCUGCAGCAAGGCUCCCCCCAGCACCUGCCCCUGGCACUCACCAGAUGGCAUGUCCAGGGCUCCAGCUGCCAGGUCCUGGCCAGGACCAAAUUCUGCUGUCCUGAGGAAGUAGCCCAGGAUAUGGCCAAUGGCAUCCACAAUGCUUGGCAGGGCAGGCUGGACAUAGCCCAUAUGUCAGGAGCCAACAAGAUGAUGGCCAUGGCUGGCUCACAUUUCAAGGCAGCCAACUUGGCAGCCCACAAGAUAUUUCACGACCAGUGCAGCUUCAGCACAAGUUUGGUGGAACAUCACUUGCACAGUUUUCGCCUGGUGCACAUGCCCCCACUCCACCCUGACUUCAGGAGGGCCCUCAGGGACCUGCCCCCCCACUUCAAUGCCUCCACCGAGCCCAGCUACCUCAGGCUCAUCUCCAACUACGGCACCCACUUCACCCGGGCCGUGCAGCUGGGUGGCCGCAUCUCGGCCAUCACUGCCCUGCGCACCUGUGAGCUGACCCUGGAAGGCCUCACGGACAACGAGGUAAAGGACUGCCUGAACCCCGGCCUGGUGGACUAUACCCUGGAGCCUCUGCAUGUGCUCCUGGAAAACCAGGACCCGAGGCGGGAGGCACUGAGGCAGGCUGUGAGCAAGUAUGUGACAGACAGGGCCCGCUGGAGGGACUGCAGCCGGCCGUGUCCCCCAGGCCAGCAGAAGAGCCCCCACGACCCAUGCAAAUGCAUAUGCCACAGCUCGGCGGUCACCACCCGGGACUGCUGUCCACGGCAGAGGGGCCUGGCCCGGCUGGAGGUGAUGCUCAUCGAAGCAUGGAAUCUGUGGGGAGACAUUUUCACUGCUACCGACGCCUAUGUGAAGGUCUUCUUUGGCGGCCAGGAGCUGAGGACGGACACCGUGUGGAACAAUAACAACCCCAGGUGGAUGACACAGCUGGACUUCGGGGACGUGCUCCUGGCCACAGGAGGGCCCCUGAGGGUGCAGGUCUGGGAUGCAGACCAUGGCUGGGACGAUGACCUCCUUGGGACCUGUGACCGAACUCCAAAGUUUCAUCCACAAUGGAAGGAGGAGAUCUGCAACCUGAACCAUGGUCGCUUGAAAUUCCGCUACUACGCCAGGUGCCUGCCCCAUUUGUCAGGGGACACCUGCCUGGAGUACGCCCCCCAAGGGCUUCUGGGAGAGCCACCAGGAAACCGCAGCGGGGCCGUGUGGUAAGAAUGGUGAGCUCUGAGAGGACCCCUAUGCUUGGACUAACAGGACUUUCAGAGCAGGAGCCGGGCCUGUCUUCAUAUGCCCAUUAGACAGGUGGAAAACUGCGACCCAGACUGUUUUUCACUGAGGUGGCUGAAUUUAGAGGCCAACCCCGAGUCUCUCUAACCAGCCUGUCUCAGACCUCCAAUGUUCCUGGGUCCUCAGUCUCUGCCUCAUAACCCACAGCUUCUGCCAGGAGCUGGCCAGAGGCCCACAGGCCACUCCCACCAGGCUGCCCAGUGCUCCUCUCCUCAGAACCCCCCUUGAGCCCUUUUCUGGGGUGGCAAAUGUUUCAUCACCUUGGGCGGAGCCCCUGGGACCCCAUUUGCUGCUUGCUCUGUCUUUUCCGCCCACCGGGCUUUGCCUCUCAGACAAAUCAAAGGCUGUCCUGACCUGUCUCACUGUGUCCAUCGCUUAA